Spodoptera littoralis (African cotton leafworm) is the source of this 1247-nucleotide messenger RNA. Lineage: Eukaryota; Metazoa; Arthropoda; Insecta; Lepidoptera; Noctuidae. The record is from the annotation of a GenBank genome assembly.
AUGUUUUGGGAUCUGAUCUUACCUUUAUUUAUUCCUGCGGCGUUGGUGUUAUUUUUUAGGAUACUGAAUAAACCGUAUAAGCCGGCGAUAUUCGGUGUUUACCAGCAAAGGAACAAGUUCUUUUGGAUAAAAUAUAUUUUUAUGUACUUAAUUUUAUCCUUUAGACAGUUGGUAAACCACAUAAGACGUAUAUUAGCCGUGGAAACUGGCAAAAGUAGCGAUGGUGUUCAACAUGUACACAAGCAAGAUGAAGUGUUGGAAAAUAAGUAUUAUCUAGGCGAUCAUGCACAGGGCAUCGAUGCGGUGUAUCUGAAUGGCUGCAACAAGGACGGUGAUGCUGUUAUUUGUGGAAUCGCGAGGAGGCCGAAACAUGUUGUUGAUGCUUUCCUGUUCUUAAAGGUCAAAGGAGAAGACCUCCUCUUAUCCCCUGAGUUACCAGACACAUACCAAGAACAAGUGACAAUUGAAGAGGGUUACUACAGGGUAAAGGGAUUAGAAAUUGCCAAUUUUAUUCCUAUGCGCACAUGGAAACUAACUUACAACGGCGAUAUGAAAGUCAGAAACGACACAGAGAAGACAGUGAAAGUAGAAUUGGAGUUGACAUGGAGUGCAGUAUUUUCUCAUUUCAACUACGACACACAGAUGUCGCCAAAAUCAAUGGCUCGAGAUUUAGCCAAAGAAAAAUGGUCGAGAGGCUACUUCAAAUUACUUAAAAAGUUCCACCAAACACAUUACGAGCAAAUGGGAGUUCUAGAGGGAACCGUCACAAUUGAUGGUAAAGACCACACCAUAUACCAUGCGUCAGGGAUCAUAGUUUUGGACCCUUCAGAGACUGGAAAACGUUCCACCGCUACGUGUAUCAUUUCAUUUUCCUGGAAAAUGGAGACUGUAUGGCCAUUGGUUCAGUGUGUCAGCCUGCUGUUUUAUCACAUCUAACAAUCGGCUACCUCUGCCGUCAGUCGGAUCAAUCAGUGCUCCCAGUAGAGUUCUGCGACUUCCAGUUGUACCAACAUGGAGAACAUCAGAUCUUGCCCAAGGACUAUGGGUUCUGUUUCGAAGCUGGCGGUAAAACAUACGCAGUUCGAGUCCAAGUUGACGAUGAAGAAACAUUCUAUAUUGGCAAGUCAAGGGACGCCAAAUUUUACGAGAGAUGGUGCAGUGUCGAAAUUAACGGAGUCAAGGGAUCUGCGUGCGUCGAGUGGCAUUAUAACAACGUACAGGCGAACAGUAAAAGGAAAAAUGAAUAA